Suillus subalutaceus is the source of this 801-nucleotide messenger RNA. RefSeq lists its product as uncharacterized. The record is from RefSeq and is a predicted model, not a curated record. The coding region runs from base 153 to 593 and encodes 146 amino acids. NCBI's taxonomy places the organism in Eukaryota, Fungi, Basidiomycota, Agaricomycetes, Boletales, Suillaceae. The transcript is spliced from 4 exons.
CCCUUGUAAGUCAUAGUCACAGGUGGCGUGGCAGGCAAAGCUGCAGUAUAAAAGUAAACUACUACGCCCUCCAAUUUCCUAUAUCCAACUUUAUUUUCCCAACACACGACCACUUUGAUUCCCACCAGACCUCAUCACUACACAGGCUCAUCAUGACUCGCACAGAGCGCGCUGGCUUCCCUCGUGCCUUGUUACGGGAUCGCUCUAAUUCUAAGUCUGGCCUCGACAAGUCCGUUCGCAAAAAUGGCAGUGGCCAACACAAUUGGGGCAGUAUCAAUGAUGAACGCUACCUUGAGGCCGCCGCACUCGCAGACAAGGAGCAGGAGGAGUUUGAGGAAGACACCACAGAUCAGCAAUGCAACAAUUCCGUUCACAAGAAGCCCAAACCCGAGAAGCUGGCCAACUCCUUCACAGAGGAAGAAAGGGAGAGUGCUAGGCAGAUCAGAAAGAACGCACUCAAGGCACAAGACAUCGAUUUGUCUAUGAUUGCGCGCACCUCUUCUGCUGCGUCUACAUCUCCGUCCACCAGGUCACCUCCGGUUUCUAUCACUGGCAGUGCGGAGCCUGAUACUGUCAGCAUAAGGUCAGCAUGAAGCGGAAAUUAUCUGCCCGACAUUUUGCCUCGUUCUUGACGUUUUACGUCGAAAUUAGCUCAAAACAAUAUACAUAACACGCUUACUCCUGUAAUUGUACUCAAUUGUACUGUCACCGUUAAAUUGUAUUAUGUCAAAUACACUCCCCUCGGAUCUUUUGCAUACUGCGCACCGCUCCGCGUUACGUAUUUCAAGCACCCGAGAUCUC